AUGCAGCCGGGUCAGGGGACUACCCCGCAUAAUAGACGGCCAACCAAACCCGAGAUGAAGCACGAAGGCUCCAAGAAGGUGCCAUGGAAGAAACCGGCGGGCGGAGCUCCAAGGAAGCCAGGCAAACCAGGAAGUGGUCCUGGCAAGCCUUCAGCCAAUUGGGCCGCCAAAAAAGGCUCUCAUCCAUAUAAGCGUCGUGAAAUACCUACUAAGAAUAACAUGACACAUGAUGAGGUCAUAGCGAUAUGGGAGAAGAUGCGUGUCAAGAAGCUGCCGCCUCCCGAGAGACUGCGCUACAUCAAUUCUAUUAUAGGCUACUUUGUUGAUAACGUCGUCACUUUCUCACGCAAGCCUGUUGAAGUGCGUAUCCUCAGGUUUAUAGUGAAGCACGGAACAGAUGAUUACCGAAGCAUGAUUCUCAAAGAGGUCAGCGGGCACGUACAGGAGCUUAUUGUCGACAAGUACGCCACGAAGCUGAUAGAGCGCCUCGGGGGAAGCUAUAGAUGGGACAAGGAGACGGCCCUUGCCAUUGUUGAGAGCAUCCUCCCAAACCUCCAAAAGCUUUGUCUCAACACAACAGGUGCAACUACCAUAAGCUAUAUUUAUCAAACCGUGCCUCUGAAGGUGCAGAACAAGAUGCUUAUAGCGCUGGUUGGACCUGCUGUGGACAUAACGGAUACAGCGCUUAUUGCCCGCGAAGCGUUUAUCCUCAAAGAGGCUCUCUACGUCCCCGGUCGCUUCAAUGCAGUAUUUUCUGAGUGCAUGAAAAUCCUUCACAAAGGGUUGGAGAAGAACCUUCUUGGCUGCACACUAUUAACUAAGCUGGCUGCUGACACGCUCCGAAUGAUCUUUGGGUGCUUUGGGAGUACAACUGGUCCACAUCUCGGACACGGUUCUGCAACUGAUGAAGACUCUGGUGCCAAGGAUGGAGCACUAGAGCCCGCACCUAAAAAGACCAGUGUUUUGAGAAAUGUCAACGAGAAGACCAUUCAAUUUGUUUCUGAAUUGACGGAUGCGCUAAUAGAGGAAAAUGCGUUUUUGUCUCUGCUCGAUACAGCUGACUCUGUUUUCGUGUCUUCCUUUGUUCUCCAAUUCUGCACUCCUAAACGCAGGAAAGAUGUAAUAAAGGCUGUGCGCCCAAACGUUGUUCAGUUUGCGGGCGAUCCUAUGGCCUUCAUUCUUCUUUGCAAAUUGUUUGCGGUCACUGACGACACUGUUACCACCACAUCCUCGCUCAUCUCAGGAGAGGGCGGAAUUGGUGCCUCACUCAAUACAAUUCUUCGCACUAGAGCGGGGAUCAGAACCGUACAUUUUCUCCUAUUUGGUUUGAAAGAGCUUGAUGCUUCGGGUAGAGGCACUACUCCUAUCUUCGCCAAGUGGAUAUCGGAGAUUCUCCGUCAGACUGAUCUGAAAGUUAUUUUCCCCGAAGCCAGCGUAGAUCAGUUUCCGGGCCUCUGUAAAAAAGAUGGAGCAACAAAGCAGGCAGAAUUACGCGCUGGGAUAAUGCCGUAUUUACUGAAUGCAUUGACAAACGAGGAUUUAUUGGUGUCUCUCCUUGGGAGCUGUGAGGUAGGGAGCCAGAUGCUUUGUGAGCUCAUUGCCUAUCUUUCUACCAGCACCGAUGAGGUCACUAAAACAGAGAAGUCGCUGAAGACUAAGGCAAGCAAGAAGAGCAACGCAGACUCACAACCCGUUCUAGACGAUAAGCUGCAACCCAUUCUUAGGACGAUUGCGAACGCGGCCUGCAAACUGGUCGACCCUACCGUGCGGGGCAUCCGACAGACAGACAAGGACCUACUACACCAGGGAAGCGCAAGCAAUAUCAUGAAAAUGAUAGCCAAGCAGCAGAAGAAGGCUAUUGAGCUAGCCAAAAAGGAGCAAGAACGGGCGGCUGGAGAGGAGGCGGCUCAUACGACAGAUGAAGACGAUGACAGUGGCUCUGAGGCAUCCAGUAAUAAUGAGGAGCAUCCAAAGGAGGGUGAUGAGCCGCCAAAGAAGAACCGAGCCGAGAGAGACAAGCCCAAGAGAAAUGCUCCGUACGUGCCAUGCGCCCCAGAGGAUAGACAGCCGCUGUUCAGGCAUGACGUGGGUUACUUCAGCGUUCGGCGUAUUUUGACGAAUCAUCCACCGUUUGGAGAACUUCUUUUGUCAGCAUUUGAGGCCCAAAGUGUACCGGGUCGCUUUUUCGCUGAUAAGCGAGGGGCAUUCAUGCUCGAGCAUAUAGCCAAGAUAAGCGACAAGAACAAUACCCUGGUUAGAGAAUUUGUCUCCCGGCACAAUUUAACUAAGACCGUCGCCGCGAAGGGCUGCAAAGGGAGCGAGGCGCUUUGCACAGUUUUGGGCCUGUGA
Giardia duodenalis is the source of this 2349-nucleotide messenger RNA. RefSeq lists its product as uncharacterized. Gene Ontology annotation, biological process: regulation of translation. Gene Ontology annotation, cellular component: nucleolus. Gene Ontology annotation, molecular function: mRNA binding. The coding region runs from base 1 to 2349 and encodes 782 amino acids. The transcript has a single exon. The record is from RefSeq and is a predicted model, not a curated record. NCBI's taxonomy places the organism in Eukaryota, Fornicata, Diplomonadida, Hexamitidae.